ACUUUCACUGGUUUUCUUACCUAUUCACACAAUAAUAUCAAGAUGAAUCUAAUUUCUAAUCAGUGCUAUAAUUAUCAUUAUCAUCACAUUUUUCUCAGAAGCUUGUGCUAAUAAAUUCAGUUCAAAAUUGUUUAUUUUCAUUGAUCUUGGUUCUUUAAUUCUUGGUUACCUUUGAUGGUUUUUUUCUGACCCUUUUUUUAUUCCGUUGAAAUGUACUUCUUCACUCUAUUAACAUUAGCUUACUGGACUUCUAAUUGUUAUGGUUACCAGAUUGUUUCUGGUAAAAGCCUAGUUUAUGCUGGUAAUUACAGUUAUUAUAUGUACAAAUCAACAAAUCGCCUGAGAGUCAUCUUAACUACGCUGAAGGGUGAUGCAGAUCUCUACAUAGCCAAGGACCGUGUUAAGCCCACCGUUGAUUUAGAGAGUUAUCAAUUGCAAAGUGUCUCUUGUGGUAUUGAUAUUGUCGAUAUUCCAGACAACUUUGGCCCUGAUUUCACUAUUGGUGUUUAUGGUCAUCCAUCUUUCGACUAUUCGGUUUAUCAAUUAGAUAUUGUCAGUUACACCGAAGGUGAAGAUAUAAGUGCUCAUGAAAAUGGUUCAAUUGAUUUAACUGACAAAGCUGAGGUUAAUCGAUUAAUCCAAUCUAUAGAAGAAGCCGCAUAUAACGAAGAAAAUCGAAAGCCUGACGAAGAAGAAGAGCCCGAAAGUGAAAGUGAAAAAGAGACAUUUUUUACCUCUCUUUUACAUUACUUAUUGGAUUUCAUUUUAAUAGUAAUCGAUUUGUUGUCAUAAACUGACCAUUAUGGACUCACUAAAGCUUAGCUUGCAUUGCUCACUUCAAACAAUUUCUCCUUACCUAUUCUUUAAUUAUCUCCUCUCGUAUGUUCAUAGAUUCAUCAAUUGCUGAUAGAUUUUUCCAGUUGAUCCAAAUGGAUUCGUCGCCAUCUUCAAUUAAUUUCAAGUACUUUCAGCACUUGAUUAAAAGCUUUUCAUCGUUGUCCUUAACAAAUUUCAAUUCAAAUAGCUUGCUGAGGAUGUUGGAAGCAAUUUAAAACAAUCAUUGUUAUUGUUAAUUCUCAUCAUUGAAGUGAAUACGAAAGCAAUACCAUAAACGAAUCAAGCCAUCGAAAAGUCUUCCGUUUGAGAAUCGCAACCUGAGGAAUUCAAAAUUGAACUUCCUUGUUCGAAGAAAGUAUCUCGUAAAAAUGGUCUCCUGAACAGAUUUGAUUCAUUUACCAUCAGUAGAUGAAACGGGUUUCCAGAAAAUUUCGCAAGAUAAGAAGGAAUAAGAAAUUGUGCCCUUAUUUUCAACCUAAUCAAAUGAUUAUUAAUCAAUGUCCAAACAUUUUUUUGUUUCUAUUCAGCCAUUUCAAUCAAAUAUUUUGAUUUGAGUGGUUUUCUUGCUGUGAUCAUCGCCUCAACUCUCAAAAACUCAGUAGCCAUUUUUCUUGUCACUCUUCAUGACAUAAAAAUAUUUUGAUACAUUCAAAUAUUCACGGUAAACAUAAAUCAAGUGAAAUAAAAAAGACAAAAUUUUGUUGAAUUUUUAUCUCUAAAA
Tetranychus urticae (two-spotted spider mite) is the source of this 1558-nucleotide messenger RNA. RefSeq names its product UPF0669 protein C6orf120 homolog. The record is from RefSeq and is a predicted model, not a curated record. Lineage: Eukaryota; Metazoa; Arthropoda; Arachnida; Trombidiformes; Tetranychidae.